GUGGUUAAAUAAGUAUAUUCAUCAUUCUUUAGUUGACGAUGUCAACUAUAAAGUCAACGGAUUCAGUGCUAGCAUGUGAUUCAGAGUGUAAGGUCGUUCAUUGAAAUAUUUAUAACUCGGUAACACAUAAGCAAGAGAAACUCAACAGACAAAUGCUUUAGAUAUUUUUUUUCGUUUCGUUUUGUUUGAGUUCUGAUUUUAUUCCAUCGUUGUAAAUACACAUCGAAGAAAGUGCAAUUUCAAAUCAACAUUAAUAAAAACAGCCAAAAUCUAAAUAUUUUCGGGGAUUUUUUUUUUCAAUUCUGCUAUUUCUUCGUUGACUAUCUGUCAAAUAGCUGUAUGAAAAGAGAGAGAGAGAGGAAGAGCGAAGGAGAACGAAUAAAGAGAGAGGAGCAAAAAUCCACAUUUUUCGUUCAUUCGGUUAAGUCAAUGUGAGAAUUGUUGUGUAAUUUUACGUGAGCGUUGCGCACACUUCGAAGAAAAAGAAGUAAAACGAAUUUCAAGAUUGCAGUUACUGAUUUCAAAUAAAUAAAAAUACCAAGUGAUUUUGAUGAUUUAAAUGGAAUUAGAUUUUAUUCACUUUUUUAAAUAACAUGAAUGAAAACUUUUCAACAUAAUUUACGUCAAGCGAUAGAAAUUAUCAUAGAUCUAAUAAAAUCGCAUAUAGUUUUUUUACUGUGCUUGCUAAAUAUUUAAAAUUAGUUAACCUUUUGUGACAUUGAAGCAUCUUUUACGGCUUUCAAAUAUAUGUGAUCAGAAAAAAUGCGAUUUCUGUGAUGAAAAAACAAUAGGACAAAUUUUAUGGACAGAAAAAAAUAUACAAAUACAUUGUGCAUCAGCUGAAUACUGGUACAGAAUCAUUGAUACGUGAUAACCCAAAUAUACCAACAGUUCAUUCAUUUUUAACACGAGCCUAGCAAAUAGGGAGCAGAUUUGAGAUCACAGAAUCCUAUGUGAUAACAUUCCGGUCAAACUAUUACUACAAAAAAAAAAAUCAACAACAACAAUCAAAAAUAUAUAUAAAGAAUAUUAAACCAAUUAAAUUAAAUUGAACGAGAAAGCGAACGAGAGAGACGCAUAAAAAUUAUCGUUAUCUAAAUAUCAUAAAGUCAAGUGUGUUUUGCAGUCACAUAGUUUUGGUUCGAGCACGAUCGUGAUAUAAAGCUACAAACCACAUAAAAAUAGAAACGUUCGUUAGCACAUAUUCGAAAUCAAAAACAUUGUCAAAUAUUUGUAAAUAGAAGUGCAGCUGCAAAUCUUCGUCACAAUUUCGUUCGCGCAGUACAAACGUGGUCUUUAAAACUAGAAUGACAAUGACGAAAAAAGAAGAAGAUGAUGACUUGUUGCCCGAUAAGGAUGCAGCCAAAGGCUUCUAUGCCAAAUAUGAACCCAAAGAAAUUCUCGGCAGAGGUAUCAGCUCAACGGUUCGAAGAUGCAUUGAAAAAGAGACAGGACGGGAGUUUGCAGCAAAAAUCAUUGAUUUAGGUGCUGACAGCGGUGAUGUUUCACCAUCACAAAUGCUUGAUUCGACACGGCAAGAAAUCGCUAUUUUGCGACAAGUCAUGGGUCAUCCUUAUAUAAUUGAAUUACAAGAUGUGUUCGAAUCUGAUGCCUUCAUUUUUCUCGUUUUUGAGCUGUGUCGAAAUGGUGAACUAUUCGAUUAUUUAACGUCGGUCGUAACCCUUUCUGAAAAGAAAACGAGAUACAUCAUGAGACAAAUCUUUGAAGGAGUCGAUUAUAUUCAUAGUUCGAACAUUGUUCAUAGGGAUUUAAAGCCGGAAAAUAUUUUGUUAGAUGAUAAUUUUAAUGUUAAAAUUACGGAUUUCGGUUUUGCCAAAAUCUUACCAGAUAAUGAGAAAUUGUUCGAUCUCUGCGGUACACCAGGAUAUUUGGCCCCCGAGACACUAAAAUGUAGUAUGUGGGAAAAAUCUCCCGGAUAUUCAAAAGAAGUUGAUAUAUGGGCAUGUGGAGUCAUAAUGUUCACCUUGCUUGUAGGUUGUCCGCCAUUUUGGCAUCGCAAGCAAAUGGUCAUGUUGCGAAAUAUUAUGGAGGGAAAAUAUAGUUUUACAUCUCCUGAAUGGGCCGAUAUUAGUGAGGACCCUAAAGAUCUCAUUAGAAAAUGUUUAGUUGUUGAGCCUGAAAAACGAAUUACAGUCAAAGAAGCUUUGGCACAUCCAUUCUUCACAACUACGCUAUUUGAACAAGAUAUUGGCCCACUCAAGAGGAGUUUGUCAGCUAAAUCAAGAAGAUUCAGUCGCAUAUCCGAAAUAGCACUGUUACGGCGUCAAAGUCAGUUUAAUGCUCGCAAAAAGUUCCAGUAUGCGAUAUUAUGUGUACGUGCAAUGGUACGAAUCAAGAGACUGCGGUACACCAUUGAACCACUGAGAAUGGAAGAUUCUCUCAAGGAUCCAUACCGUGUCAAAGUUCUUCGAAAGGUAAUCGAUGGCUGUGCAUUCCGAGUGUAUGGUCAUUGGGUGAAGAAAGGUGAAGGUCAAAACCGUGCAGCCUUAUUCGAAAAUACACCUCGUACGGAACUUCACACAUUGUACCUAGCCAAUCUUAGCCGAUAGAAUACAGCCGUUUAACUGUACAAUAGAUUUUUUAACGACUGAUCCUAGCGUGUAUUGACUUUAAUCAUACUAAAUUAUUAACUAGAAUAUUGUCUGUGUUAUGAAUAUGAGUUUUUUUGAAAAAAGAAACGAAACAAUUCGUUUUGCAAAUUUCCUGCAAAAUUAGAUAAGAAUCAACUAGCCAUGCUAGAACAAGUCAUGUAACAUUAGCGUAGAUUAAAAUCCAUCUAAAAUUGUUUCCGAUUUUAUUAGCACUGACAUGAACAAAAUCUUAAUGUAACUUUGAAAACAUUUUCGAAAUGGAAAUCGUUGAAUUUAUCGAUCUAAAUUCAAAUGAGAAGAAAAUAUUCAUUUAUUUGACUGGCGCGAUGUCGGAAAUUGUUUAAAGACCAAAAAAUUCAGUGAAAAGAAAUACGAAUCUAAGUUUAGUAAAUUAACAUAAGUUUUCAAAUGACCCAAUCAACAACAUCAAUUUGUAACUUUUGACAAAACUUUUUCGAACAAAACACUCACACACACUCGCAUAUAUAAUUUAUUUCAAAGACUUGAUAAUUAUUUAUAUUCCGAUCUGCACGGGAUAUAAAUGCUGAAGUCGAUUUUUGUUGAACAUUUAACUUUGUUAUUUAUAUAGAUAAAUGAACCAAUAAAUGGAAUUUAUUUAUGUUUUUUGAAACGAA
Contarinia nasturtii (swede midge) is the source of this 3247-nucleotide messenger RNA. RefSeq names its product phosphorylase b kinase gamma catalytic chain, skeletal muscle/heart isoform (gene PhKgamma). Gene Ontology annotation, cellular component: phosphorylase kinase complex. The record is from RefSeq and is a predicted model, not a curated record. The transcript is spliced from 9 exons. Bases 1308 to 2570 code for a protein of 420 amino acids. Gene Ontology annotation, molecular function: calmodulin binding; ATP binding; phosphorylase kinase activity. NCBI's taxonomy places the organism in Eukaryota, Metazoa, Arthropoda, Insecta, Diptera, Cecidomyiidae. Gene Ontology annotation, biological process: glycogen biosynthetic process; protein phosphorylation.